CGUACAGCCGGAAGUGCAUUUUUAUGCGUGUUAAGUUAACUGCAGCAGAUAGAAAACCACUUUUACUGCUUAGUUGGCUUUAAAAAUAUGUAGUUUGUGCAAAAAACGUAUAUAGAUCGAGUACAAAAUGGUUGGAAAAAGCGCGUUGAGCGCAGAAGUGACAACAACAAAGGAACGCCCCGUUUUCAUUCCGCCACGAAAACGUCAACAAAACAAAGCUGAGGCUAAAAAGCAAAACUAUGUGGACCACAUAGUUAAUGUGCAGCAAAAUAGAGCUAAGCUCUCGCCUUCCAAUCCAGGUCUCGAGGAAGAGUUGCUCAAGUCGAAAUUGAUUAUCAAAAAUAAACAGCCGCUGCCUCAGCUGCCAGGUGAACAGGUUGACACAAUUGCCAGCAACAACUCGGCCAGUUCUACACAGCAGAGCAAUAAAUCAACACGUUCAGCCAACAAUCUAAAUGAGCUGCAGAAUUUUGAGUCCGUCUCGCAGGGAACCAAGUCGACAUCACAGCGCCAUGAGAGCAGUACCGUAACACCCAGUAGCUGUUGCUAUUCGGAAAGCAGUCUGGAUGCCAAGCUGAGCAAAUCCCAAGAUUGCCUCAGUCUGAGCAAUCGUUCAUCGUCGAAGAAGCGUGUUAACAUACGCACCUCCGAUUUGCCACAAGUGCGCAGCGGACGUGCCACGCCGGAUAUAGCCAACUAUGAGGAUCUGGAGUCGGGCGAAACAAGUGUGCUGAACACCUAUGAUCAGAGCCUGGAACGUUACCAAACUCGCAAGUCGGCCGGCGAUGGCAGUAACUAUUUAACUAUGACAGGCACCAUUAAAAGGGGUCGCAAGAAGGGUCAGUCCAUUGAUCUACAGAUAAAUAUCAGUCGCGAGGAACUGGAACAGCUCAAUGCUCAUGCCAUGGCCAGUGAGUCGCACAAGGGUCAGAACCUCUGCUGCACUUGUAGCUGUGGCGUUGGUCUACACAUCUUUCUCAUCUCGCUGAUCUGUUUGCCCUUUGUGACUAUUAUCUCGGCUGCUUACUCCUUUUACAUUGGCACGUUGACCUGGUAUAAUAUGUUCAACUACUACUGCGAGGAGAAGUCGUAUUUGCAUAAGAUCUUCGUAACGCCCAUAUUAUUUCUGGCCUAUCCUUUGGCUAUUGUCCUCUGCACCUUUGGCCUGGGCUUGUAUUCGGGCUUUCGGCAACUCAGUCUGCAGUACAGCAGCUGGGUGAAUGACAUAACCGAUAUAGAGAAGGGUUUCUAUGGCUGGUUGUGCGGCUUUUUACACAUGUCCGAUUGCAGCCCUUACGAGGUUGUCAUUCUAACGGAUAUAUGCGUGGCCCCACAAGAUCCCCAGCGCCUGCACAUCAAUAAACCCAGGCAGGAAUUAUCGAUGUAAAACAAAAAACCGGAAAAAAAAGUUUUUAGCAAAAAGCAGCGCAAACCGUCAAAUCCGAUUGAAGUGCUGGGUGCAUUCAUAAAUUUAUUGGGACAACCUUUUAGUUAAAAUUUAUC
Messenger RNA from Drosophila hydei, 1503 nucleotides. RefSeq lists its product as uncharacterized. The coding region runs from base 128 to 1387 and encodes 419 amino acids. NCBI's taxonomy places the organism in Eukaryota, Metazoa, Arthropoda, Insecta, Diptera, Drosophilidae. The record is from RefSeq and is a predicted model, not a curated record. The transcript is spliced from 3 exons.